This is a messenger RNA of Penicillium alfredii, 669 nucleotides long. RefSeq names its product putative NADH-ubiquinone oxidoreductase 178 kDa subunit. The transcript is spliced from 3 exons. Gene Ontology annotation, cellular component: mitochondrion. Bases 1 to 669 code for a protein of 222 amino acids. The record is from RefSeq and is a predicted model, not a curated record. NCBI's taxonomy places the organism in Eukaryota, Fungi, Ascomycota, Eurotiomycetes, Eurotiales, Aspergillaceae.
AUGCAGACUGUCUCACGUGACCUGGACUUUGCACCUCGUCCUAUCAUCGCCGCCCGAACGGUCAUCAACUUCUCUCUGCCCAUUGUCCCUCUACGCCAUGUUCGCCGCCAGAAGAUCCGCCGCCUCGUCACGGCUGCUGCGCCAGCCUCGUCGACAUGGCUCGCAUGCUGCGCACCACGCCGAGCCCGUGAGCGAAGGCUUCGGCGUAAGCUUUCUCCCUCCCCCCCCCCCCCCGGCGACCCGAUCAGACCGGGACUCGCGACGAGGCCCCGCAGCUUCUACGUCACCAUUGGCAGCUUCGCCUCGGCCUACCUCCUCUACCGGGUUAGCAAAUCGAACCAAGAAUCCGACUCGCCGUCAUGGAUCUCGAGCUUCAUUAGCAAGUGGACGCCCUCGCAGGAGGUGUUUGAGGAGCGGAAUGCUAUCCGCACUGCUGUCAUGGAGAAGGCCGCACACGACCGCCACCUUUUCCAGAGCCAAGGGCCCCGUGAAGCCUACGACCUGAAACAGCCCGAGAUGAUGAAUGCUGGGUCGCCAUUCAACGUGUCCCCCGGUUCGCAGGCCGACCUGAGCGCCGUGGUGGCUCACUAUCAGCGCCAGAACAAGGAGAUGGAGGACGCUCGCAUUGCGCGGACAAAGGAUGGCAAGGUGGUGUCGCUCUAUGAUUAA